Argentina anserina (silverweed cinquefoil) is the source of this 943-nucleotide messenger RNA. RefSeq lists its product as uncharacterized. The coding region runs from base 79 to 750 and encodes 223 amino acids. The record is from RefSeq and is a predicted model, not a curated record. Gene Ontology annotation, biological process: 'de novo' cotranslational protein folding; protein unfolding; protein transport. Gene Ontology annotation, molecular function: ribosome binding; peptidyl-prolyl cis-trans isomerase activity; protein folding chaperone. NCBI's taxonomy places the organism in Eukaryota, Viridiplantae, Streptophyta, Magnoliopsida, Rosales, Rosaceae. The transcript is spliced from 8 exons.
AUAAGAUUCUCCUUAAGAAACAGAAGAAGAAAACCCGGAGUCAUCAGAAAAUUAUAGUCGGGAGCAGCAGCAGCAGCCAUGGCUUCGUUGACGACGAUGAUAACUAUUCCUUCGAAUUUCCCCUCCCUUGGACUUCCUCCGCGUUUCCCUGUCAGAAAAUACAACUGUACUUAUGUUGUUGCUCAUCAAAAUGCAACAAAAAUGGGGUUACAUUGCUCUCACUAUAGUCUCUUCUCGCGUAUGCAUGAGAUCGGUCCUGCACGAUUAUCCUGGCCAGUACACGCAGCCGGUUCAGGUUUAGAGGCAUCUAUUGCAGAAGAAAAUGUAAUAAGAUUGAAGACCACAAAAAUUGUUGUCGAGUCCCAAGAUGAGAAUGUUAUACAAGUUAGAGUGGACGUGGCUGGGGAUGAAACACAAAAAGUUUUUGAUCAGGUUUUGACAAAUUUGGCACGCACAGCCCCACCAGUUCCAGGAUUUCGCAGGCAAAAAGGAGGAAAAACAUCAAAGGUACCAAAAAGCUUUCUCUUGGAUAUACUUGGUAAAGAGCGUGUCACAAAGUUUGUCAUACAAGAAGUAGUAAGCUCUGCCAUGGCUGAUUAUGUAAAGCAGGAAAAUCUGACUGUGAAAGAAAACAAGAUCAACACCACCCAAUCGGCAGAAGAACUCCAAUCAUUGUUCACCCCAGGGAAUGAGUUUGGAUUCAAUGCUAUAGUUGAGCUUGAAAAGUCAGAAAUUGAAAACCCAAGCUAGGCCGAGUUAGAAAAUGUGAAAGAAGCUGCUUAACCCUAGUAUAUUCUUUUCCUGUUGGAUAGGGGAAGAGAAAUGUUGUAAAUUUUUAUAGGGGAAAUGUCCCUUUUUUUUUAAUCUUUUGCAUAUCUAAUUUUUUGUAGGGAUUCUAUUAUGGUUAAUAUUUUAGACAGUAAAAAUAUACCCAUUUUUUAAA